AAUCAGUUUGAAAAGUUGAAGAGUUGGUGUCGCGCAUUUUUCUCAACCUCGUGUGAGCCGAAAUUCGGAACGAAUCGAUACGGAAGACAUUAAUAUUCAAAUUAAUCUGGUUGUCCCGGAUGAGACCCACUCCGGAAAAUUGCAAUCUAUUGAAUUGUAAAUUUCGCGUUUGUGCAUUGCUGGUUGCCAAGAUACGUGCGUAGGCAAACUCUUGCGGAAUUCGAAUAAUUUUUCCAGAAGCAUCAGUUUGUGUCUGAAAGGCUCUCAAACCACUCAAGGCUCAAGGCUGCUCUUCUUGAGGACUAGCCGUCCUUGGGUAGCCGACUGUCGACUGCCGGAAGAGUAUGGACAAAGAGAGCCUAAAAAAUUCAUUGAAUUUCCACGGGCAACAGUUGAGCAAAGUCUGGGAAUCGGAGAGAGGCUCCGGAGAGCUCGAGAAGCUCGGUGCGAACGAAGUUGACUAUUCGGUCUACCUGGAAAGACAAAAACACCUGAGUUUCCAGGACCGAGGCAAACGCCUUGCCUUGCACCAGUUUAUCGCUCGGAGGGCUGAAGGUCUCUUCGACUCUUCGUUACUAAAAUGUAGUCGCUCGCCUGCAAGCUCAGCAAAGUCUGAGCAGGAUGGAGAAUCCACGCUGCCUCCAUACGAGCUGUUUAUCCCCUUGGACAAGACAAAACGGCUCGCACACUUUUACCGCUGCGUCCAGCCAGGUGAACUGCUCAUCUGUGCGGUGAUUUCGAAGAAUGUCUCCGGCAUUGCCUUGAAGGUUCUGUGCACCGACAAUGGGCCGCAGCGAUACUUAGCUGAUCUCGGCAUUAAAUGCUACGUCACAUCAAAUGCAAUGCUGCCGGGGUUUGUGGUUUACGACAAGAAGGGUCAACCUCGACAGGUCAUGUUACAGGACUUUGUCAAGGUCAAAAUUGUGGAGGUUGGCCGUGACUCUGAAAAACUGACAGUCACCAUGCUCGAAGAUUCAGAAACAAAAACUGGCACUCCCGCCACCAAUUUAGGUCUCAUCUUCAUUGACGAUCUGCCUGAAGCUUACAAGCAACUCGUCAGUUCGAAGUCGUGGCAAUCGGAGUGGAACUUAAACCCUGACAAGAUGAUUGAGAAGUGUACCUCAAGGAAAUCGGAUCUCUACUCCGACAUAUUAGAGUCGGCAGCCGGCUUCAACAAUCCUCGCAACUCUGAUCUGUUUGAGGAAAAAUUGGGCAUGAACCCUGAUUCUCCCUUGUCGAUGAUGAAGUCUCUCAAAAAUCGAUUCCCUGUGGAUGAGUAUGCUGGAGAGCUGCGCAAGUCGCAGAAUGCCAAGUGGGCCAUGCAGUCGGUGAACGAAGGGAUUGUGCAUUUCAAAGCUGGGCAGACCCAGGAGGCUUUCCAGUGCCUGAAUUCAGCCCUGAACAUUGACCCACUCAACGUUGAAGGGUUGGUCGCCAGAGGAGCAUUGUAUGCAAACAAUUCUGCAUUUAGCAAAGCUAUUGAGGACUUUGAAACCGCCCUGAAGGUGGAUCAUUCCCAUGCCAAUGCCUCAACUUACCUGACCGAGACUCUAGUCGCAUACGGCAGACAGCUUGAGGAUGAAGGCAAAAUUGACCAAGCUGUGCAGAUGUACAACAGGGUCCUUGCGAUUUCACCCUAUCACAAGGAGGCCGUGGCCUCACUGCGCUUCUUGGAGGAGAAGCUGAAAACUCCUGGACUUAGCAAGCUUCCACUUGAGAAGCCACUUGCUGUUGAUACUUCAGGACUUCUGAUGCCUGGACUCGCUGUCAAGACAAGAGAUUCAAAGGAUAAGAGCCAUUCCAGCAGGAAGAAAAAGAAGGACAGAAAGAAAAAGAAGGGAAAGAAGAGACGGCAUAGAUCAUCUUCGUCCUCCUCUUCUUCUUCAUCCGAGUCGUCGUCAAGCUCAAGCUCCUCUAGCUCGAGCUCAAAGUCUUCAUCUGGAUCAGACUCGGAUUCUGACUCCAACAAAAGGUCAAGCAAGAAAAAGAAGAAGAAGCAGUCCAAGGAAAAGCAUGAGAAAUCUCUCUCGCCUUUCUCAAAGAAGCUGCAAGAAAAAGGAAUUCCUGCACCAGUUCCUCCACCACAGCCAAUUCAAAUGGAGAUGCCAUUCCAGCUGAAACCCAGCACCAUUACACCUAUAAAAGAGAAGGAGAAGCCUGAGGGUGCUGAUCCAAUCCGCUUGUUCAUGGCUCAGUUUGGGGACCAGAUGGAGCAGGGGAGUGAGGAAAAGCUCAAGAAGUUCUUGGACGAACUGAAGAAACCGAAGGAGAAGGAGGGAAAGAAAAAGAAGAAGAAGGAAAAGAAGCAGAAAGAUAAGGGCAAGAAGAAGAAAGAAGACAAGAAAGGCAAGAAAAAGACUCAUGGAGACGAGGAUGUUGAAAUGGAUGUGAGCAAAUCUGGCAAGCGAGAUGACUCUGACAGCUCCGAGGAGGAAGACAAAUCAAAGAAAGUGGGCAAGAAACUGGAACUGAGUAGCCCUGCACCUGAACUUGGAGAUUUGGGAAGUAAGCUGACUGCUUAUUACGCCAAGAUGGAGGAAAAAGGCAGAAAGAGGCCUGAUGCCAAGGAAUCGUCCAAAGAUGAAGACUAUGGUUAUGCAAAGCAAAAGCCAGCCACUCUGUACAGUCCUGAUGUUGAUCAAGGUCAUGAUCGCUAUGCAACUGGUGGGCCAAAGCAAGCUUACGUAGAGAUGCCUCCAUCACGGUGGACCUAUGACGACGAAGGCGCUAGCAAGCAGCAGCAGCAGCAGUGGGGCGGCUACAAGGGUGGCUUUGAUCAUGGCUAUGAUUUUGAAAAUGCCCAUGCUGAAGAGUACAGCAAGCAAGCUGCCAGUCCUCCACCUGGACGAUUCACAGGAUUCCGCAUCAACAAGAAGGAGGAGAAGGUGGAGCUGACCAACAUCCUCCCCGAGGAAGCUCCUCCGACCCCUGAGAAGGAACAUGGAAAGUACCAGAAACGGCCGACGUCUCGCUCCCGCAGCCGCUCGGCCAGCUACUCCAGCAGAGGCUCUGAGGGUGGACGUCGCAGACGGAGGCGUUCUGGUUCCAGGUCUGGCUCUCACUCAAGGUCCAGGUCGUACGGACGUAGGUCAAGGUCUCGCUCGUACAGCAGGUCCAGAUCCAGGUCCUUUGAUAGGAACAGGAAGCGCUGGGUGCCUCGCAGAGGAACCUUCUACAAGCCAGCGUUCCAGCAGAACUUCAGAGGUGGACGACCCUUCCGAGGACGGUUCAACAACAGGCGCCCCUUCAGACCCUACAACAACAGGGGCAGGGGAAGAUUCUUCCACCAGAGAAGGCGCUUCAGCAGAUCUAGAUCAAGGAGCGAUGAGAGGCGCAGUUACGACCGUGAAAGGGAACGUCGCCAUUCUUCUGGCUCAGACAACGAGAGGGCACCGCGCAGGGAGCCCUCAGACAACCGCAGGAAUGGCCAGGGUGGCGGCGGCGACUACAGUGACCGCGAAAUGGACGUCCCUCUUCCUCCUGGUCCUCCUCCUGACACAAACUGAACAUAGCACCAGAAUCAUGAGGUCGCUUUUGCUUUUGUAAUUUGAGUUCAAUAUGACCAGCCUUUUGUUAGAUUUUAAGUUUUUAACUGAAGCUUUGAAGUGUAUCUGGGUGUCUGAGAGGAUUUCGAAGAUUAUUGUGUUACCCUCCUAAAUCAAACACAUUUUUAGCUAAUGUGUAGCACUAAGAUGAAUAAAGAAAUACAAUUAUCUACUAUCAUCA
Messenger RNA from Neocloeon triangulifer, 3726 nucleotides. RefSeq names its product tetratricopeptide repeat protein 14 homolog. Bases 345 to 3506 code for a protein of 1053 amino acids. Gene Ontology annotation, molecular function: protein binding. The record is from RefSeq and is a predicted model, not a curated record. The transcript is spliced from 19 exons. Lineage: Eukaryota; Metazoa; Arthropoda; Insecta; Ephemeroptera; Baetidae.